This is a messenger RNA of Bursaphelenchus okinawaensis, 1974 nucleotides long. Lineage: Eukaryota; Metazoa; Nematoda; Chromadorea; Rhabditida; Aphelenchoididae. The record is from the annotation of a GenBank genome assembly.
AUGGCGGAAACCGAUUUAGAUUCACAAUAUAACAUUAGAUUUUAUUCCACGGACCCAAAGUAAGUUGAUUUAUAUAUUGCCUUAGGUUAUUUUAGUUUUUUUAAUGGUUUUUUGGAUUGUUUUUUGGCUUAAGAAGAUUAAAAAUAGGUGUUUUUGUUUAGCAUUGUCUUAUAAUCAACUACUUUCACUUUAGAUCACCAAAAAUCCCGUCAAUUGAACUCGCAGUCCCAGUAAACUUGGAUCCAGAAGGUUUAAAUGAAGUUUUGGCUGUUCAGCUUGAUGAUGAAGGUAUGUUUGUUUUAUUAGAUAGCUUAUGUUUUUAGGUAUGUCUUUAGAUACGUUGAAGCAUAGUAAGAGUUUAAAUAUAAAUAAACUCAUUUCAGAAGAGUUCAAGGAUAAAUUCAGCUUUUUGAUCAAUGAAAAGUUGUUGUCGACGAGUUUGUUUGAGUUUGUGACAUCAAACGAGUUAAAUGAUGAAGGCGUUAUUGAAAUUGAAUGUUUCUUAAGUGAAUCCGCGCCGAAACCUGACAAAUCUAUUGAAGAUAACGAUUGGGUGUCCGAUGUUAAGGUCACCGAUAAAUGGCAAGUUAUUUAUUGUUUUGGGUGAAAGAAAAUUUAAGUAUAAAUUAUAGUUUUUUUAUUUUAUAAAUCAAAGUAUAAGUAAACAUGGUUGGUAGUGAACAAAGAAAUGAGAAAACUAAUCUUACCUUUGCUUUCAGGAUAAUAUCAGCCAAUUACUGUGGAGAUUUAUCUAUAUUUUCUCACAAAGGCAAUAAACUUCACACCACUACGUUAGCCAAUGAUUCUCUAAGAUGCGUGGAGCAUUUUAAACACAAAGGAAAUGAUUAUGUGAUAACAGGAGGCACGGAUCAAACUCUGACAUUGUACAAGGUUACCUCUAAAGACAUGACCGCUGAAGUCGCUUUCAGAGGGCACGAACGAAGUGUAGAAACAGUGGCAGUAAACAGAGAUGGCAAGAUUGUUAGUGGAGGCUUUGAUAAAUGUUUGAAGAUCUGGGGUGUAGAAGCUUCUGAAACAGAUUUUGUGAAAAGUGGUGAAGACGGAUCAAAAGCGAAGAAAAAGAAGGCAUCCGUGGUUACUAGAGUACCUAUUAGUACUAUAGAAGCUCACAAAGACACAGUAACGUCUGUCGUAUGGAAUACUACGAAUGAGAAUCAAGUUGUUUCUGGAUCGUGGGAUCAAUCUAUUUGUUUAUGGGAUGUGGAAACAGCUGAUCAAGUCAAUAAACUGACUUCUAACAAGGCAUUCCAAUCGAUUUCUGUUCAAGAAUCUAAUGGACUUGUUAUUACGGCUUCUAUGGAUUCUACGAUAAGGCUGUGGGACUUCAGAAGUCAAGGUAAGAAAUCUUUUGCUUUUUGUUUUUUUAGGAAAAAAUAGAGUUUUACUUACAAAGCCUGACUUGUUUAAGUUUUUUAUAUGAUAAGUGGAUUAUUGUCAAAAUGAAGUUUUUGACAAAUAUUUCAGUGAUAGUGUUAGUUUAAAAAGGAUUGUCUUAUUUUAAUUAUUUUAGAGGGAGGCAUGGUGAAGAAGCUCUUUAAAGGACAUUUCUCCGUUGUUUCUGAUGUGUGUUGGAGUCCAGCUGACCCAAAUCUAUUCGUAUCUUGUGGAUUUGACGAAACUGUCAAAAUGUGGGAUGUACGGUAGGUUACUGUACUCUGAAAAUAUUUUUUAGCCUUUAAAAUCGAAAAUUAAAAUUUUUCGGUUUUUCAUGACUUUUUGGAUCUAAUUUCAAAUAUUUAUCGGUCAAAAAUUGCAUAGAAUUACUUUUUUACAUUUUUCUGGACGCUUUUUGAUUUAAAUUAGACGAAAUGAUUUUUUUUCAGAAGCACAGACGCCUCAUUGUUUGACAUCUCUGGCCACAAAGGACACGUUCUGACAGUCGACUGGUCGUAUGACAGACUGAUUGCAAGUGGAGGAAAGGAUAACACUAUCAAGACUUACAAAAGGGAUUAA